AUGUCUGAACAAAUCCCCGUUGAAGAGUACCUACAACUAAUCCACAAUGCUUCUGCAGUGAUUGGGUCUAAAUUAGACCCUCACCCCAUCUUAUCUCGUCCCAGAGUCAUGAUUAUUUGUGGAUCAGGAUUAGGUGGAAUUGCAAACACAUUAGCUUCUGACCCCAUAAUUGAAAUCCCAUACUCAUCAAUCCCCGGUUUCAAAACAUCUACAGUACAGGGCCACGCCGGGAAGUUAGUAUUUGGGCUCAUUGGCGACAACAAAGUCCCCGUCAUGUGUAUGGUUGGUCGUUUACAUUUUUACGAAGGUUACAGUUUCCAACAAACGACAUUCCCCGUUCGUGUAGCUUCGGAGUUGGGUGUUGGAACCGUUGUCGUUACCAAUGCCGCCGGUGGUAUCAAUCAACUGUACAAACCGGGUGAUUUAAUGGUUAUUGAAGAUCAUGUCAAUUUUCCUGGCUUAGCGGGCUGGCAUCCAUUACGUGGUGCAAAUUUAGAACAAUUUGGCCCGCGAUUCUUGCCAUUAUCGGAUGCUUAUGAUCACUCAUUACGCAAAUUAUUUGUUGAAAAAGCUCGGGAGUUGAAUGUAACGAGACCAAUUCAUGAAGGAACAUAUUUCUUUGCUGCCGGCCCCACAUUUGAAAGUCGUGCUGAAGUUCGUGCAAUUAGGACAUUGGGCGGGGAUGCUGUUGGCAUGUCAACUGUUCCUGAAGUUAUUGUUGCUCGUCAUUGUGGCUUGAGAGUGCUUGCAUUGUCAUUGAUUACCAAUGCUGGUGUCGGUGACAAACCACCAAGUGCAUUGCAUCCGAAUCCUGUGGCGUUGGAUGAUGGAAUGGCUAGUCAUGCUGAAGUGUUGCAGGCUGCUGAUGAGGCUUCAAAAGAUGUUGAGAGGAUAAUUGAGGCAACUAUAAAUCAAUUAUAG
Messenger RNA from Lodderomyces parapsilosis, 921 nucleotides. RefSeq names its product purine-nucleoside phosphorylase (gene PNP1). Bases 1 to 921 code for a protein of 306 amino acids. Gene Ontology annotation, cellular component: cytoplasm. Gene Ontology annotation, molecular function: purine-nucleoside phosphorylase activity. The record is from RefSeq and is a predicted model, not a curated record. NCBI's taxonomy places the organism in Eukaryota, Fungi, Ascomycota, Pichiomycetes, Serinales, Debaryomycetaceae. Gene Ontology annotation, biological process: nucleoside metabolic process. The transcript has a single exon.